Molecule: messenger RNA, 1339 nt
Organism: Chaetura pelagica (chimney swift)
Lineage: Eukaryota; Metazoa; Chordata; Aves; Apodiformes; Apodidae
Gene: MAPK10
Product: mitogen-activated protein kinase 10
Exons: 11
Coding region: 1-1155 (384 amino acids)
Biological process (GO): JNK cascade; protein phosphorylation
Cellular component (GO): nucleus; cytoplasm
Molecular function (GO): ATP binding; JUN kinase activity
Source: RefSeq, a predicted model, not a curated record
AUGAGCAAAAGCAAAGUUGACAACCAGUUCUACAGCGUGGAAGUAGGUGACUCAACCUUCACAGUUCUCAAACGCUACCAGAACUUGAAACCUAUUGGCUCUGGGGCUCAGGGAAUAGUUUGUGCUGCAUAUGAUGCCAUCCUUGACAGAAAUGUGGCCAUUAAGAAGCUCAGCAGACCAUUUCAGAACCAAACUCAUGCCAAGCGAGCUUACAGAGAGCUGGUCCUCAUGAAGUGUGUGAAUCAUAAAAAUAUCAUCAGUUUAUUAAACGUCUUCACACCACAGAAAUCUCUGGAGGAGUUCCAGGAUGUCUACCUGGUAAUGGAGUUAAUGGAUGCCAAUCUGUGCCAGGUCAUUCAGAUGGAGCUAGACCAUGAGCGGAUGUCCUACCUACUGUACCAAAUGCUCUGUGGUAUCAAGCAUCUUCACUCUGCAGGAAUUAUUCAUAGGGAUUUAAAACCAAGUAAUAUUGUGGUAAAAUCUGACUGCACAUUGAAGAUUUUGGAUUUUGGACUGGCCAGGACUGCAGGCACCAGCUUCAUGAUGACUCCAUACGUGGUGACACGUUACUACAGAGCACCAGAGGUCAUCUUGGGAAUGGGCUACAAGGAGAAUGUGGAUAUAUGGUCUGUGGGAUGCAUUAUGGGAGAAAUGGUUCGCCACAAAAUCCUCUUUCCAGGAAGGGACUAUAUUGAUCAGUGGAAUAAAGUUAUUGAGCAGCUGGGAACACCCUGUCCAGAAUUCAUGAAGAAGCUGCAGCCGACGGUACGGAACUACGUUGAGAACAGACCCAAGUACACUGGCCUCACUUUCCCCAAACUUUUUCCAGACUCGCUCUUCCCAGCUGACUCAGAACACAACAAACUCAAAGCCAGCCAAGCCAGGGACCUUUUAUCCAAGAUGCUGGUCAUUGAUCCGGCCAAGCGAAUAUCAGUAGAUGAAGCCUUACAGCAUCCAUACAUUAAUGUCUGGUAUGACCCAGCAGAAGUGGAGGCGCCUCCUCCUCAGAUAUAUGAUAAACAGUUGGAUGAAAGGGAACAUACAAUCGAGGAAUGGAAAGAACUCAUCUACAAAGAAGUAAUGAAUUCUGAAGAAAAGACUAAAAAUGGCGUAGUAAAAGGGCAGCCUUCUCCUUCAGCACAGGUGCAGCAGUGAACAGCAGUGAGAGCCUCCCUCCAUCCUCAUCUGUCAACGACAUCUCCUCCAUGUCCACGGAUCAGACCCUGGCGUCGGACACGGACAGCAGCCUGGAAGCUUCUGCGGGCCCCCUGGGUUGUUGCAGGUGACUAGCCGCCUGCCUGCGAAACCCUGCCUUCUUCAGAGGAUGAUGGGAUUUGGG